Patella vulgata (common limpet) is the source of this 1416-nucleotide messenger RNA. RefSeq names its product solute carrier family 25 member 45. Gene Ontology annotation, biological process: transport. Lineage: Eukaryota; Metazoa; Mollusca; Gastropoda; Patellidae. Gene Ontology annotation, molecular function: transmembrane transporter activity. The transcript is spliced from 5 exons. The record is from RefSeq and is a predicted model, not a curated record. The coding region runs from base 37 to 963 and encodes 308 amino acids.
GAUAUAAGCAGUGAUCACACAAGUUAAUUAUUGCAAAUGGAGACGCCCAUUAUUUCCCAGCAACCGGCACCAAACGUGUUUCAUGAUUAUAUUGCUGGAGCCUUAGGAGGUACAAGUGGACUUAUUGUUGGACACCCUUUUGAUACAACAAAGAUUCAACUGCAGACUCAACAUAAAGGUCAUGGCUACCGAGGAACGAACGAUGCUCUGCGGCAGAUACAUACAAAACAUGGUUGGACCAAAGGUUUUCUACGUGGACUGGCAUGGCCAAUGUUGUCAUAUGGCGUAGUUAAUUCUAUCUUUUUUGGUGUGUAUGGUUCAAGUUUAAGGGUGUUUCAAAGACUAUUGGGAAAUGAAGGAAGCAAGCCUAGUUAUUUAUGUAUCUAUAUGUCUGGCUGUGUGGCUGGGGCAGCUCAGCUUGGUUUAGCUUGUCCAGUAGAUUUGAUUAAAGUAAUACUCCAGUCACAGAUUGGAAAUGAAACUAAAAAUUCAGGAUUACAAGCACAAAACAGACGUUACUUCACUACACCAUAUCAGUGUGCCCGAGAUGUUGUGAAGCAACAUGGAAUUCGUGGUCUCUAUAAGGGAUUAGUUAUCAUGAGCUAUCGUGACGUACCAAGUUAUGGUCUUUAUUGCUUAACGUUUGAAUAUCUCGAACACGUAAUGCAUAAAUACUCACUGACAGACAAAAAUGGUAUAACUGCAAAUCUCUUUGCUGGAGGUAUGGCUGGCACAGUUUGUUGGCUUUCCAUAAUGCCACUGGAUGUAGUUAAAAGCCGUGUACAAGCGGAUUUAGAUAAUGUUUAUAAAGGAUUAAUUGAUUGCGCCAAAAAGACUGUUCGUGAAGAAGGAGUUAGAGCACUAUACAAAGGAACAUUAAUAACAUGCAUCAGAGCAUUUCCGGUGAACGCUGCCACCUUUCUAGUAUAUUCGCAAUCAUUAAAAUAUUUAAAAUCUAGAUGAUACAACUGCCAGUUUUUAUGAGAUACACACAUGCUUAGCACAUAACAACAAUUGUGAGUGUAGUUCUCAUGGACUGUGCAUUGAGCUUCAGAGUAGUGCACCCGGUGAAUAGUGUCUUGAGAUGCACAAGAAUUAAGGUAUCAUUUAAUAGAACUACUCGCGGGCUUCGCAAUUUCCCAAUAUUACAGUUAUUCUUAAUGUAUAUUACACCUAGCCGUGCCUUCUAUUGACAAGAGUAUGUUAAAACAAAUUUUAGAAAGAAGAAUGAACUAAAACGGACAGCAAUUAUGGGAGACAACUCCGUCCCCUCGGCACACUUCGAAAUAUAUCAAAGUAAUUAAAAUUUCCAGUUUUUAGUGGUGUGAAUUACAUCAAUCUGCAUUUUAAAACAUUACAAUUUAUUUUAAUAUAUAAGAUGUGCACAUACUCAUCUUCUGCUUUGUAUCAAAGCAA